Messenger RNA from Polychytrium aggregatum, 1651 nucleotides. RefSeq names its product casein kinase II. The coding region runs from base 96 to 1334 and encodes 412 amino acids. Gene Ontology annotation, biological process: protein phosphorylation. The transcript is spliced from 2 exons. NCBI's taxonomy places the organism in Eukaryota, Fungi, Chytridiomycota, Chytridiomycetes, Polychytriales. Gene Ontology annotation, molecular function: protein serine/threonine kinase activity; ATP binding. The record is from RefSeq and is a predicted model, not a curated record. Gene Ontology annotation, cellular component: nucleus; cytosol; protein kinase CK2 complex.
CUGCACCCCACCUGCACGCUUUACUUGCCCACCUGCUCCAGCCCAACCUGGCUCCUCUUCCGAUUCGCACCCUUCCGAUCGAUCCAAUCACAGCCAUGGCGAUCAUCCAAGUCAAUGAGUCGUCUGACAAACGUGCUGCUGUGCCCUUCCAGCCAUCCACCCGCCAACAGCAACAACCCAACACUCCCGCCGCACAGAGACUGCAGACCCAGACCUCGGGCCAGAAGCCCUCGGUGGUCCUGGUCGAUGCUCCUUCGCGAUGGUCGAUGCGCAAGCUCUCGGACAUGUGGUCGUCGCUCAAUCUGGGUCCAUCCAAGGACUCUCGCACAGAGAACGGCAUCUCGCGCAUCUACAGCAACGCUGCCUUCAGCAUCUCUGACAGCAGCCUCAAGUCGUGGACUCCUCGGUGCCUGAAUGCCAACGACUUUAGCCUCUACGAGCUGCUUGGCACCGGCACCUUCUCAAACGUCUACCGCGGCGUCAACAACUCUACCCAGGAGGAAGUUGCCGUCAAGGUCAUCAAGCCCGAGAAGGUCUGUCUCAAACUCAAGAAGGAAAUGUACAUCCUCGAGUACCUCGGCGGCGGUCCCAACAUUGUCGGCUUCCACGGCUCGUACUCGACCACGGCCAGCUCCGCUAUCCCCGACACCAUGGUCAUGGAGCUUGCCAACAGCUGCCGAUGGUGCGAGCUCGACGAGUCGAUGGAUCUGAUGCGCAUGCAGCGCUACCUGUUUGAUCUGCUGCGUGCCCUCGACUACAGCCACUCACGUGGCGUGAUGCACCGCGACAUCAAGCCCCAGAACAUCCUGUACGAUAUCGCCUCAGGCAAGCUGAUGCUGGCGGACUGGGGACAGGCCGAGUUCUACGAGCCCAACAAGAAGUACUCGACCCGCGGCGUCUCGUCGCUGUACUUCAAGGCCCCCGAGCUGUUCCUGGACUACGAGACCUACGACUCGUCGAUCGACAUGUGGGCCGUCGGCUGCAUCCUCGCCUCGUUCAUGUUCCGAGUGCCCUUUGUCUUCAAGGGCGCCGCCAAGGACUACCCCUCGCAGUUCCAGGCGAUCGUCAAGAUCAUGGGCGGCAGCGACCUCCAGGAGUACUGCAAGCGUUACUCGAUUCCUCUCUACAAGGCCCAGUCGCUUCUGCCUGGCUCGCUGUCCGCGUACACCAAGAUGGACUGGGAGUCGCUCGUGAACGACUCGAACUGCUCGCGCGUCACCGACGAGGGCCUGGACUUGCUGGAGUCGCUGCUGCGCUACGACCACCAGGAGCGUCUCACGGCCAAGGAGGCCAUGGCUCACCCGUUCUUCAAGGAGAUGUUGAGAGCGAUGUAAGCUCUUGUCAUUCCAGACGGAGCCAACGCCCGGCGCCCCGCGGCCUGGACGGCCAUUUUUGCUUUCUUCCCUCUCUCUUUCGGUCACGGUCGCAAAGACCUUCUGAUCGCACCCUCCUGGACCCGCACUUUACCACUCGACCCAUCUCCCAGUUUUGGACACUGGCCCGAUCCGGACAGGAUCACGAGCAUGUCUCGGCCAGCUCACUGUUGUUUACUCGCACGGACUAUAGACUGCAUUUCUGUUUCAGCUCUCAUCUUUGAUCUCCAUUCCUCAUCGUUCAUCCAUCCAUCCAUCCAUCCAUCCAUCCAUGCCAU